UAGAACUAAAUCAAAGGUAGUCGUAGCCUAUAGGCUAGGGCGUGUUUAACAAAUUAUGAUAUCAUUCCUAAUUCGAGUUGCGCCUGUUAUACAGUAUUAUCACGUUACCUUUUUACGUUUAUAUUCCCUUGAAUUCCGGAGUGCAUUCAUCCACUUACUUCCGCGUAGCAGUGCCAGAUAUGCUAGUGCUAUCUGGGAGUCUUGGGACGUCCAUACACUAAAUCCUAACCUUAAACCCUACCCUUACUCUAACCUUAACCAUAAUCCUUACCUAACCUUAAGCAUUAUUAACCAACUUCAAAGGGAGGUAAGCCCGUCCCAAGGAUCCCAGAUAGCAUGGACCGUGACAGGUGGGCGGGCAUGGGGAUGGUUUGAGUGAAGCGCUUUCCAAAAGAAAAAAGAAGAAGAAGAAGUGCGCUCUCCGCGGAGUCGACAGAAGCAGAUUUUUCUGUUUUUCAGGGAUAUAGUGGAUAUAGUAUUUUCAACCUGACUUCCGUUUCACCUGAAAACUGAAGCACGGACUCCGCUCAAGUACAGUGGGUGGCCACCUGUCCUUUCACACUCCAUUGGUACUUCCGGUGUAAGUCUGCGAGGACGUCGUCAAAACUUCCGCGGAGCAGUCGACAGGGACCAGCGAAAACGACUGUUCCUUGGUCAAACUCCACGGCAUGAUGAAGACACAGGGUGUAUUGGUGGGGGCGUCUCUGCUGACUAGCGUAGCUCUGCUGGGACUGAUAAACGUGCGGCGGAAAGAAGAGAUGAAGGAGCAGAAACAUGUAUCGUUCGAGACGAUUAAACUGCGUGUGACCAGAGACGUACUGGGAGAGUACCAACACGAGGUGAUCAGAGCUCACAACCUGUUGGACAAGACCAAGGCUCAGGUGGAUACUCUGGGGUCAGAACUCCCCCCACUGCAGGCUGCAGAGGCCAAGAAGAAGAGUGAACUGGAGGCAUGCCAGGGAGAAAAGAAACAUGUUGCUGAUGAGGUGGGGGCCGUUGAGGCAGAGAACAGUAACUCCAAAACUGAGUUUGAGAAGCAAAAGGCUGCCUGGGAAGCAGAGAUGACGUCUCUCAAACAGCAGGUGGUGCAGCGCAGCAAAGUGUGUGUCUUUGUGAAGAAGGACUCUGUAGAGGGAAGGAAACUGUGUGGCGAUGAACCGCCUAAACAAGAGGCCGCUCCAAAACCAGAUGCCCCCAAACCAGAAGAAUCCAAACCAGAUGCUCCCAAACCUGAUUCUCCUAAAGAAGCCCCUAAACAAGAGGCCGCCCCCAAACCAGAAGAACCCAAACCUGAGGCCCCAAAGAUGAGAUGAGCAGAGCUGGGUAUCUUUUGUUCUCUUUUUCUGGAUGGACGAAGAGAACGGGAAGAGCCACGUGGAAUCAAAGAAAAGACCUAAGGAAGGCAGAUGAAAAAUGGAGACCUUCUGCAGGACAUUUCUCUGUUCCUUUUUAAACUCGUUAGAACUUGUCCUUCAUGCUACUUUAGUGUCUAUUAACUACCAUCUAACAUGAGUGGAUAUUGAAUACUGUUUGUUAACCUUGUCCGUUCCUCUCUCUCUCAGUAUGACCCUCCCUCGGGGGGUGUUUGUGUGUGUGAUUUGAACAAAUGUGUAUGUGCCACCAGUAUCGACCAAUUGGAAAGUCCAGAGCCUCUCUCUGUCACUCCUCAUCAUCCUCACUCUGUUACCCUGGUGACGGUAUUAUGCAGUGGUGGCGACCAUAGCAUUGACCAAUCAAAAGUCGUGGAUUAAACAAAUGGUAUUUCUGUUUGUCUGAUUCUGAUGUAAAAGCUUAACCCUAAAGGAAAGUUUUGAAUGUGGAUUUUAGUAACUAUUGAUACAGAACCAUUUCAUUUUUAAUGUGAGCACAAACAAUGGCAUGGUUUACUGUAUGUUCUGAUUCCCUCCAUCUUUAAACAUUUCAACACAAAUAACUUAUAACAGCUGCUGAAGAUCUGUUAGAGUAUCACAAUGAUGUAAAACUCAUAUAGAAUGAAGUCACCUCAAAUUAUUGGCACCCUUGAUAAAGAUGAGCAAACAGUACUUUAUAAUACACAAUAGCUUAAUAUUUGUAUAUUGCAUGCUCAAAUAAAAUAUUUAUUGUACUACAA
Molecule: messenger RNA, 2110 nt
Organism: Oncorhynchus kisutch (coho salmon)
Lineage: Eukaryota; Metazoa; Chordata; Actinopteri; Salmoniformes; Salmonidae
Product: FK506-binding protein 4-like
Exons: 5
Coding region: 669-1313 (214 amino acids)
Source: RefSeq, a predicted model, not a curated record